Homarus americanus (American lobster) is the source of this 1208-nucleotide messenger RNA. RefSeq lists its product as uncharacterized. Gene Ontology annotation, molecular function: DNA binding. Lineage: Eukaryota; Metazoa; Arthropoda; Malacostraca; Decapoda; Nephropidae. The transcript has 2 exons. The record is from RefSeq and is a predicted model, not a curated record. The coding region runs from base 374 to 970 and encodes 198 amino acids. Gene Ontology annotation, biological process: DNA transposition; DNA integration.
GUGUAAUACUUUGACCAUCCCACCUGGGCACAUGGAGGCCCAAGGUAACUCUCACGGGGCAACAUACGUACGAACACACAAAUUAUCAUAUGAACCCUUCCAGGCUUCACUAUCAUUAUUUUGUCAUGUUCAUCGUGCUCUGUAUCUUGGUAACUAGUCAUAGUAUAAUGCAUGGAGGAAAAUCUAUAUUAAUAUACUGUAAUAUUGCAUUUUAUUGCAAACCGUGAAAAAUCUUGUUUAACCACUGGAAGUGAGGGAAAGCACCAUAUACUGGAGUUACGAAAUGGAGAACCGAAGCACAUAGGAAUGACCGACCUGACGUCGUGUGUAGGGAGGCCUGCCGUAUCAGUGUGGACACGGUUGCUCAAAGGUUAUGGAGGUUCAGCCACAACGUCAUGUGAGGCCACCUCGGACGAGAGCUAAUCGACCUGAGGUGAUAACGAGUCGCGGCAGGAUUAUUGGAUAUCACGAGGCAGGGAAGGGGAUACGGGAGUUUAGUCGCCUUCUUGGUAUCUCCAGGGAUACAGUUAGGCUUUGGAUGAGAAGAUAUGAGGAGGAGGGUCACGUGCUCACCAGGCCCCGACCAGGAAGACCAAGAGUCACCACACCAGCGGCAUAUCAACAGAUUCAAAGGCCAGCAGAGCGAGCACCACUCUCAACUGCCGAGCGUAUAACGAGGGAAACAGGAGUUCAGUGUCAUCCGAUAACUACCAGGAGGCGAAUACGGGAGAUUGGCCGACAAUGUUUUAUCCCAGCACGUAAGGAAACUUUAACAGAGGCACACAGAGAAGCACGUAAAAGGUUUGCUGAGGCGUAUGCGGAUGUGGGAGUCGAUUUUUUGAGGUCCUCAUUUUCACCGAUGAAAAAUGUUUCUCAUCUGUCGCAGCAGUCGGUCGCUAGUGUUGGCGAUUAUGUAAUACAAGAUAUGCUCGAAGACACAUCCAUGAGACAUCGACAAACAAUCGUGUGACAACCUCCAUGCAUGGGUGGAUGUGGUGGGGAGGUGUUGGUGAACUGACGGACAUUGAGGGACGCAUGAAUGCAGACCAGUAUAUAAAUAUUCUAGAGACAUCCUUUCUACCAUCGGUGAGAGCAUAUGCCAUCCCAGUCCCACAGCCUAUAUGUAUGGUGCAAGACCGCAGUCCACUACAUACAAGUCGGGCAGUCAAGCGUUGGUUUGAGGCGCACCCGCAGAUUAUUCUAUUGGA